This is a messenger RNA of Corythoichthys intestinalis (scribbled pipefish), 7447 nucleotides long. RefSeq lists its product as uncharacterized. The transcript is spliced from 2 exons. Lineage: Eukaryota; Metazoa; Chordata; Actinopteri; Syngnathiformes; Syngnathidae. The coding region runs from base 1582 to 2541 and encodes 319 amino acids. The record is from RefSeq and is a predicted model, not a curated record.
UCUUGUUGAAGUAGAUGUAUUAAAACAGUUUUGCCCACGAAACAAACAAAAUGAAUGACAACAAAAGCAUAUGAAAAGGAUGCACUCGUAAUUACAACAAGCAAGUGGUAAAGUUCAUCUUUCCCAGAGCACGUGAAGGCAGCACAAGUUUAGGCUUUGUUUAACAUUAACGCUCGUGACGAACGACGCUUAGCUAGCUUAAUUUGCAUCCAAGGUGUACGGUACUGGUAUAUUUGUGUGUAGUUUGAGCUUACCGUGCAUUUUACAGUCUUUAACGCACCUGGUAUGUCUUAAAUCGGAUCUAAUAUAUACUACGGAGAAAGUGACACAUGGGAAAACUCCAUUCUCUUGGCCAAAGUUGACAAGCUGUAGCCAUAGUAACCUAAACGGGUUGAUACGAAGAAAGGGCUUUUAAAAAAAUAAUGAAAGAUUAUUUUUUUUUUCAUGAAAAAAAAUAUAAUGGAAAGUGAAAUUACCUUUAUUCAUGCAUUUUACAACAAAUAAUGUUUUUGUAGUUGUAGUUUAAAAUAUAUAUAUAUUUUUUUAAAUCCCGACAAUUUAGGUGUACGGUUCAACUUCUCCACCAGAUGUCACUGUUGACCGUGCUUCUAGACGGCAAACAAGGCGCGAGGAAGUCGGUCAGUAAGGCAAAGAGGCGAGUAUUCAAGCAAGCGAUUCGAUUGGUCGCGCCCCCAACAAUUCGUUUUAUGUCUCUCUCUGAUUGGAAGGAGGGCGCUGUUGCCAGGUGAGACCACUACCAGGAAGAAGCACGGAGAAGCUAUUAAGUCAAGGUGAACUCUUAUCAAGAAAUAUCUUCUCCAUGUGACCUGAAGUGAAUGGGAUCUAACGGUAAGCAGUAAAAGAGACAGCACACUCAACAUUUUUAGUCUGCUCUGACUCAUUGAGCAGACCGGCAGCCUGGUGAAUAAACAAGACAUGACGUCUCCGCGUGGUCUUACAAAACCCAAGCUUUUACAGCUAUGAUAAACCAAUCACCGGGCCGGGAGGGAAGAUGGCCCACAUGCUCGUCAGCACAUUCAGGAGGAUGCGCGUGCGAGCAUCAGACCAAAAAAGGGUUGUGAGGGCGAAUAGUGUCACGCAGGAUGUGGGAAGGCACUACUCAAGUUUUUUAUGGAGGAUAGUUGACUCAACUGAGGGUCCACACCUUGUUUUUCCUGGAUUAGACACUGGAAAAACUCAUGACUAAGUAGAAAGAGACUUCACCAUCAGUUGAUGAGACAACUCCUACAGACAAUACGCCACGCCUUCCCAUAGGUGGCCAACCCAGGCAGAGCGUUGAGGUGGCUUUCAUUGUGAUAAACAUGGGCUGCGUUCAAACGUCGGAUUUAGGUUGAAAAGGACUAAAGUUUUACUGCAUACGAACAGGCAGGAGUGUCUCGAGCAUGAUUGGUCGAUAUAAAAUCUCCAGCAGGGCCGAGAACCAAAAGUGGUAUUUGCCAUGUGGCAUUUUUUUUUGCCAUGUGGCAAAAUUGAUUUUGCCAUGUUGCAAAAAAUGCUGCAUGGUAAUGAAAAAAUGCCACGUGGCAAAAAAAUGCCACAUGGCAUAAUCAAUUUUGCCACAUGACAAAAAAAAUGCCACAUGGCAAAAUCAAUAUUGCCACAUGGCAAAAAAAAAAAUGCUACAUGGCAAAAAAAAAAAAAAAAUGCCUUAUGCAAAAAUCCAUUUUACCAUAUGGCAAAAAAAUGCCACAUGGUAAAGAAAAAAUGCCACAUGGCAAAAUCCAUUUUGCUACAUGUAAAAAAAAAUGCCACAUGGCAAAAUCAGUUUUGCCACAUAGCAAAAAAAUGCCACAUGGAAAAAUUCAUUUUGCCACAUGGCAAAAAAUAUCACAUGGCAUAAUCAAUUUUGCCACAUGGCAAAAAAAAUGCCACAUGGCAAAAUCCAUUUUGCCAUAUGGCAAAAAAAAUGCCACACGGCAAAAUCCAUUUUGCCACAUGGCAAAAAAAUGCCACAUGGAAAAAUUCAUUUUGCCACACGGCAAGAAAAUAUCACACGGCAUAAUCAAUUUUGCCACAUGGCAAAAACAAUGCCACAUGGCAAAAUCAAUUUUGCCACAUUACAAAAAUAUUGCCCCAUGGAAAAAUCCAUUUUGCCACAUGGCAAAAAAAUGCCACAUGGAAAAAUCCAUUUUGCCACAUGGUAAAAAAAUGCCACAUGGCAAAAAAAAAAGUCCCAUGCCAAAAUCCAUUUUGCCAUAUGGCAAAAAAAUGCCACGUGGCAAAAUCCAUUUUGCCACAUGGCAAAAAAAUGUGACAUGGCCACAUGGCAAAAAAAAAAUGCCACAUGGAAAAAUCUAUUUUGCUACAUGGCAAAAAAAAUGUCACAUGGAAAAAUCCAUUUUGCCACAUGGUAAAAGAAAUGCCACAUGGCAAAAAAAUGCCUCAUGCCAAAAUUCAUUUUGCCACAUGGCAAAAAAAAAUGCCACAUGGAAAAAUCAAUUUUGCCACAUGUUAAAAAAAAUGCCACAUGGCAAAAAAAAAAAAAAAAAAACCCAUGCCAAAAUUUAUUUUGCCACAUGACAAAGAAAAAUGCCACAUGCCAAAAUUCUUUUUGCUACAUGUCAAAAAAAAUGCCACAGGGCAAAAUCAUUUUUGCCACAUGUCAAAAAUAAAUGCCACAUGGCAAAAUCAUUCUUGCCACAUGGCAAAGAAAAAAUGCCAGAUGGCAAAAUCCAUUUUGCCACAUGGCAAAAAAAAAGCCACAUGGCAAACUCCACUUUUGUUUCUCGCUUUCUCUUUAUAAAAUAGCACCAUGAAUGCACUUUGAAACAUUGUGAAAAAUAUUUACAUAAAAUGAACGAUAACUGCCUGUUUUUUAUUUUUUUAUUUUAACUUUCAACCAAGAAUUUAAACUGUUUUAUGUUCAUAUCUGUAGAAAUUCUGGGAUUUCCGCAUUUUUUAACAAGAACUUUCAACUUAAAAAGCUCUGUUUUGUGAUGACCGCCAUGUUGGAUUUUGUAUCCAUACACAAUAGCGUAACUUUACAUUCAAAUGGUCAGGUAAUUUUCAGCCAACUGCCCCUUUUUUUUUUUUUUUGUAGCAAAAAAAAAAGUAAUUUAGACAUUUCUGCGUCCAUACAAAAAAAAUGGCUUUUACGUGUUAAAACUUCGCUAUUUCAGGCUAAAACCUAUAUAUGUUAAAUAUUGCUAUUAAUCCUGUAAAAAUAUAGGUGAUUAUCUCUGCAUUUGGGGAUUUUUUUGCAACUAGCGUAAAAUUUGAGCAUUUUAUCGCCCCUUAAAUUUUGUUAUACUCAUAUUAGAAAACAAUGAAUCAGGAUUUUAUUGAGGAACGACUUUUUGAUGUUGCUGCUCAUGGAGACUUAGAUAUGCCUAAAGGAGGUGCCAGUUUUGGUUUUAGGUCUGUAGCGGCUGUGGUUUUGAAAAUAUAUGAAGUUUUUGAUAAUAGGCCCCCUACCGAUCAGCCCCGUUUCCCGUCAACUGAUCGUGAAGUCUAUGGUAGAAAACAACCAACAAAGAUACAAUGAACAGUAAAUGUGUCGUCUUUUUAAUUACAAAUAUGUAUUAAAUAAUAUGAAAGUUAAACAUAGAGGUAUGCAGUAAUCAUAAACGUAUAAUCAUAGUAAUGUUGAGUACAUAUGAAUAUUUACAUUGUUUAUAUAUAUAUCAAGACUUUCCUGAAAUAGGACACACAACAAUACAUUCACAUAUGUGACUCACAACAAAUAAAAAAUGUUGCGGAAAGGGUGGAGAAUACCAAAUUCGAAGUCGUACAAAGGCUUUGGCAAAGAGUGCAUUCAUUCAACAAAAACAAUUCUUUUGUGUAAAUGUACAAAUGAGCAGUAGAGAUGUAAAGGUCCAGUGCAUGUUUUUUUUUUGUUUUUGUUUUAAAUUUUAUUUCCAUGAGUCAAGACGGCCGUCGGUGCCGGGCCGCUCCCUGCGUUAGUUAAGUGUUCCUCGCCUAUUGAGAGCCGGCAGGUACCAGCAUGCUUAUUGUGGCCAGGCCGGGCUUGGCGGGAGGGUUUUUGCCGGCGGCCAUCUUGUUCAGAUUCCGAACGUCGGCCUGCCAGGUGGGAAUUUUCUUGGUGGUCAUGUGGCGCCGGGCGUGUUUGGUGAGGUGGUCGCUGCGCAUGAAUCGCCGGUCGCACACGGGGCACACGAACUUCUUUUCGCCGGUGUGCGUCCGUCGGUGGCGGGAGAGCUCGUCGGAGCGGGCGAACCUUUUGUCGCAGCCUUCCCAGCUACAGCUAAACGGCUUUUCACCUAAAAAACAAAAAAAACAGUCGUGAUCAGUGAGUCACUUAGUAGUACAACACUAUCAUUAAUGUCAGUGGAUUCUCACGUUUACGACAACUAUGUACAUAUUAACGUUUACUUCAAUGCGUCUGCAUUAGUGCUGCAACGAUUAAUCGAAUAACUCGAGUAAUUUGAUUAGAAAAAAGAUUUGAAUUUUGCUGCUUCGAGUAUUCGUUUAUUUAAUGUGGCGUUGUAAUUAAAGAUGUCCCGAUCGACCGAUCACGUCAUUUUCAAAGUAUCGGAAUCGGCAAAAAAAUAUCGGACAUGCCUUCUUUUAAAUAUUUUUUAAUUAACUCGUUUUCUAAUUGUAUUAACGUUACAGACAAUCAGAGUCUUUAGUUUUGGCUUGAAGUAGGGUUAUCAAAUUUAUCGCGUUAACGGCGGUAAUUAAUUUUUAAAAAAUUAAUCACGUUAAAGUAUUUAUCGCAAUCAACGCAUGCGCUGCACGACCCACUCACGCAAUGUCGCUUUCAAUCUAUAAUGGCACUAUUUUACCUAUAUAUAGAGCUAAUAGGCAGCGUAAGAUGAGUAGAGUGAAUUUUGGCAGCCUUUAGAGCCUUUUUUUAAGUGGCUAAAGCCUUACAAUCCCUCUUUCAACAAUUUGAAAUAUCGUGGGAAGCAAUGUAGGGAAGCAAGGUAGUAGUUGAUCUUUUUCUUAACACCCUAUGUUAUUUCCCAACGCAGAGAAGAUAUAUCAAUUGGUGACACUUUGCACAAUCAUGGUUGCACUUCCCAUCAUGCAUUUGGGCAGAACAGUUAAAUGGCUACAGUAUCAUUUACUGAAAGCUCAACAAAUACACUAGAUGGCAAUAUUUAGUCACAAUAUACAAAGUCAAAUUUAUCCUUUAAGAAUUACAAGUCUUUCUAUCCGUGGAUCCCUCUCACAGAAAGAAUGUUAAUCAUGUAAAUGCCAUCUUGAGAAUUUAUUGUCAUGAUAAACAAAUACAGUACUUAUGUACUCUAUGCUGAAUUUAUAUAUUCGUCCGAGUUUUAUUCAUUUUUUUUCUUAAUGCGUUGCCAAAAUGUAUAUGAUCGGGAAAAAUUAUCGGGAAUUAUUGGAAUUGAAUCGUGAGCAAUAAAAGCAAUUGGAUCGGGAAAUAUCGGGAUCGGCAGAAACUCAAACUAAAACGAUCGGAUCGGGAGCAAAAAAACAUGAUCGGAACAACCCUAGUUGUAAUGGUUUGUUUUGAAAGUGUUUUACAUUUAGUUUUAUUGAUUUGGGUGGAUACACUGCCCUCUAGUGGCAACAGUUAAUAUGACACAACACAUUAUAACACAAUAUCACAUUAUAUCAGGUAUGUAUCUGCCGAUCCUGAAAAAAGUUCAAAUAUUGGUCCGAUACAUUGGUUGACCUCCAUGAGAUAGAUCAGCACCCAAACAGUAAACAGUUUCUCAUUUAAUAAUGAAAUAGUUCUUCUCCUACUUAAUUUUAUAACUCUGGCCACUAGGUGGUGCAAAAUCACAAUGUGACCAUGACAGUUAUCCUGUUGUAUCGGCUAUAUAACGGCCGAUCUUGAAAAAAUAUUGGCCCAAUGUAUCGGUACACCUUCUUAAGAAAGCUCAUCACCUAAGCGGUAGGGGUUGGGUAUCGAGCAUCGAUGGGAACCGGUUCUAAAACUCCGAUGCUCCUGGAAUCGUUCGAAUUUUUAAAUUUCAAUUCCUUGUUUCGAUCCCCUGACCGGCGAGCGGGAAAAAAUUGCUCGAGUUUAAAGACUGAUAUUAAUAUACAAGUUAUAAUUAGCUCUGUGAGUAGUUCAUUUAAUUUAAAAAAUCGUUGAGAACUUUAAUAUAAACUAUGCAAUUUUUUUCCACUCUGCAUUUUUUUUUUUUACGCUGCCUAAUAAAAGAAUCGGGAAUCGUUCGGAACCGGAAUCGUUCAAUUUCAAACGAUGACCAACCCUACUAAACAGAGAAGAUAACACUUAUCUAAUCAGUAAAAUAUUUUUUCUACCACUUAAUUUCGUGACACUGGCCACAAGGUGGUGCAAAAUCACAAUGUGAACAGAAUAGUUAUCCUGUAAUAUUGGCGAUAUAUCUUGAAAAAAAAAAGGCCAUCUAUCGGCCGGCCGAUAUGUCGGUUAAACUUAAGUGUUCACUACAAAUAAUGUGGGGCUGUCAAAAUUAUCACGUUAACGGGCGGUAAUUUUUUAAAUUAAUCACGUUAAAAUAUUUGACGCAAUUAACGCACAUGCCCUGCUAAAACAGAUCAAAUUGACAGCAGUGUUAUGUCCACUUGUUACUUGUCUUUUUUGUCUCCCUCUGCUGGCGCUUUGGUGCGACUGAUUUUAUGCACCAUGAGCAUUGUGUAAUUAUCGACAUCAACAACGGUGAGCUACUAUUUUAUUUUUUGAUUGAAAAUUUUACAAAUUAUAUUAAAACGAAAACAUUAAGAGGGGUUUUAAUAUAAAAUUUCUGUAACUUGUACUAACAUUUAUCUUUUAAGAACUACAAGUCUUUCUAUCCAUGGAUCGCUUUAACAGAAUGUUAAUGUUAAUGCAAUCUUGUGUAUUUAUUGUUAUAAUAAACAUACAGUACUUAUGUACAGUAUGUUGAAUGUAUAUAUCCGUCUUGUCUUGUCUUUCCAUUCCAACAAUAAUUUACAGAAAAAUUUGGCAUAUUUUAUAGAUGGUUUGAAUUGCGAUUAAUUACGAUGAAUUAAUUUUUAAGCUGUGAUUAACCCGAUUAAAAAUUUUAAUUGUUUGACAGCCCUAAAAUAAUGUAUUAUUCAUUUGUGUAUGCUAGCGACGUAUAGCGACAGGUAGGCAAAACAGUUAAAUACCCUUCCAGUAGAGGGCAGUGUUGACGUGUCAAUUGAAAAACUCAUGUCUUGGCAGUUAUUGUACAUUCUAUGACGCUCUAAUACACCGCAGAUUUGACCACCAAAGCUAACUGGGAAGCAUCGUGUCUACGUAGGAAGUUGAAGAGCAAUUUCAGAGUGGCUAACACGACAAAAAUUGCUCACCUGUGUGCGUGCGAAGAUGAGCCUUGAGAUGUGAGCUCUUGAAGUAAGUCUUCCUGCAGCCGGGGAAGUUGCAAACGUAGUUUCUCCGGCGGGAGAAGUCCAUCUUGGUGGCGGCCGUGCCGCCGGCGGACCCCGUCGGCACGUACACCGGCGCCGGGGCCAGAGGGAGCAGUUUGGUGUUGCCCAGCGUCAUGACAGUCUGAGGGGCGUG